Schizophyllum commune H4-8 is the source of this 3036-nucleotide messenger RNA. RefSeq lists its product as uncharacterized. The transcript has 8 exons. Bases 1 to 3036 code for a protein of 1011 amino acids. The record is from RefSeq and is a predicted model, not a curated record. NCBI's taxonomy places the organism in Eukaryota, Fungi, Basidiomycota, Agaricomycetes, Agaricales, Schizophyllaceae.
AUGUCCUCUGCCGAGACAUAUAGACGCUCUAUGUCCGAAAAGAUUGUGCGGGUUCUUACAGCACCCUUCACCACUACUCGCUUUGUACGCGAUCAGUGGGGGAAUGAUAUUGAGAAUGGACCAGAUACAGAGAAUCGGAAUACGCCACGAUAUACAAGCGAGCGCCAAUCCCGCGACACCCCAACGGAUGGUUCGACAAGCGCGAGGAGCAGCAUUUCGAUAGACGCUGCGGAUCCCGUGCCACAGGCUUAUUGGGAUGUCAAAGACCGCGACUUUCGAAACAAAUCGGCAGAGGAGGAGCAAGCGUGGCAAGGUUGCACGAACGUGGUCGGAAAAUAUGAUACAACGGACUGUCAGGUUCAGUGCGAGCAGAUAGAUACGCUCCUUGUCUUCGCUGGUCUCUUCUCUGGUGUCGCGACCGCGUUCAUCAUGGAGGGCUAUAAGUGGAUGAUAGAAGAACCCGAAGAUGUGUCUGCGGAAUACCUUAGGCAGAUUCUCGCUCUGCUAUCCAACACAGCCGUUCCAUCCAUCACUCGCUCCGGCGGACGACCCCCCAUUCCAGACGACAUCGUCGACUUCAUCAAUGGCCUAUGGUUCAGCAGCCUGACGCUGAGUUUGUCAUCUGCCCUCAUCGGCAUCGUAUCCAAACAAUGGCUUCGCGAAUAUCUACGCGACGCCGGACGUUCUCACCAGACCAACCUCGCUGUCCGUCAAGUCAAGUUUCAAGGUUUGACGCGGUGGUGCGUGCAUGCCGUGAUUACGUCCAUACCGUUGCUCCUUCAGGUCGCACUCUUCUUAUUCCUUGCUGGUGUCGUCUACCUGCUCUGGCAUAUACAGCAAAGGAUUGCCCUCGUCAUUACCAUCCUCGGCGCGCUCAUCAUCCUCUUCUUCAUCAUCACCACUGUUAUGCCCGCAUUGCAAUUCGUAGCUUGUCAUGUAGGGUGGCUGCGUCUACACACAAGCAGUCAGGUGCCGUUCAAGUCCGCGCAGGCUUGGCUUUUCCUGCGCAUCGUUUUGUUUCUCUUCAACUCUGCGGCCUGGGUCUUCCAUAUCUUGACAAACGGUAUCAAGCACGACCGUAUCUUCGUACCACCCUUUCCGACACAUGCUGCAUGGCCGCAGUUUGACCUCGAUUGGACUCAACGUCGAGACGAGAGCGCCCGAUGGAGCAAAGAACCAACGUCUGUUGCACUGUGCCUCGGCUUCAUUGAGCUCAACUUCGAGCAUCCAUCUCUGCGCAAAUGGAUCUGGGGUUGCCUAUGGAGUAUGCGAGACAAUGUGAUUGAUGCAAAGUAUGUGCUUCAAUGCAUCAGACGCAUUCCGGAGGUCAAGUCCAACUUCCCCGCACCCAAAUCAGACUCCUUGGCGAGCGCGGUCCUUGCCUUAUCCCAUCCAAAUACGGUAACGAAAACCACCUUUGAGUUGGUACUGCAUGCGAUAUUGGAAUCGGAUGAAGGCACAUCGGGCACGAGCGUCGAGCAUCUUAUCCGGAUAUUCAACGACAUCAUGCACCGGGGUGUCGAGGUCCCCGAUGCCGUCUACACCACUUUGCGUAUCACGCUCUCCAAGAUAUCGGGAGCAUCUUCCUCACUUGAUACACGCUCUCAACUGUUCUAUGUAGUACAGAACACGUUGAGGAGAAGUCAACACACCGAAAUCCUAUGUGCACCGUUUACAAAACUGAUCACCACCAUUAUCAUGCACCUCAGUCAAGGCGAGAUCCAGGAAAACCAUACGUACGUCGGCCGCGAGCUCAGCUUGGACGUUGCUGCCGACGUCUCGGAAUGGCUCGAGCGGUACCCGGAACCGAUCUCCAACUGGGCAGCCUAUAAGACGCGUGUUAUAUGGUCCGCCCAGACAGCUUCUCUUCUUGCUCGUCGACUUGCCUCGUAUAAGCCGCUGGAGGCCGCGAACAUCCCGAAGUGGCACCCUCGCUUCCCCACUAUAUGCGCACUCGUCCAGCUCGUCUUCGCCAAAGCCAGCCUGAUUCCGACCGAGACGUGGCCUUCGUGGACGUCGUCAGAAAAGGACGAUAUGGAGAACCUCCAACAGGUGAAAGCCGCCCUCGACGCGGCGCGCGAAGAGGCUAUCACUACAGAUAACGAGGCGCCCUUGGGGGCUCCUUACCCCGCGGCGCGGCCCAUGCCUUGGAUGGUGGGCGUAUCAAGGAACGGAAGGAGCUCGAACACGGCCAGGCCGCAGCAAGAUGGGGUACAUUUUGACCAGGACCACGAGCCGAACGAGUCUAGCGCAAUGGAUGCAUCCAUGCAUGCCUCAGGAUUGGACAGUCUCAACCAAGGCGCGCGUGAUGCGGGCCAGGUAUCAUCUACCCACUCCCGGAUAACUGCGGUCGAGCAGGACUCCAAACAGCCUGCGAACAACGGCGACGCAGACCAGACGGUUGCCGACCACCUUCCCUCUCGAACGGCAGCCAGACAGGACUCGCAGCAGACGGCCGUUAGUCAGGAUUCUGAUCAGACCAUGUUCAGCUACGCUUCCCGUCGGACGUCGCCGAGUCCCGACUUGACUCGCGGGUCAACCAGUCAGGACACCAUUCGAAAGUCAUUCGGUACCACGCGAAGUCUGUCGCUGUCGCCGGAGGGCACGAUUCUCGAGCAGGACGAACCGCCGUCGGCUAGUACUGUGAAGGACUUCUCGCAGGAGCUGGACGACAUGCCGUCCCGGCUUGAGGGCGACAUCAGGCGACGACCUUCACGAGAGACCGACACUCUUCGGCCGCAAGGGCAAGCCUCGUCGCCAUCGCCUUCGAAUCAAUCUGCGUCACCGCCAGCGAAAGCCAUCCCGCCCUCUCGAGCCAACGGCAAUAUGCCGUCGCGGGGCGGUCGCACCCGUCCCGAAGAGAACAUGGACUCAUCACCUUUGGUGGGCGCUCCGCCGACGCCCUCAGAGACCAGCACCGCCCCGCAAGGAAGCGAAGGCCGGUCUCUUCCCUCGCGAGGGACCGACGUCCCUCAAGGAGGGCUGGGAGGCGACGUUCUACCUCGAAAUGAUUCGAAGCCUCGCUGGCGCAUAUGA